GCAAGUUCUGCCAGCCAUGCGAACCGGAAUAGCGGUCGAGGGUUCCGAGAAUCGAGCCUCUCCUCUCUAGAUCAAGCACAGCUAUAGUCAGAUGGUAGUUGUGCAGGUUGCAAUGCCAUGCAGGGCCACCGGGCCGAUGCAGCGCAACUUGAAUGCGAAAUAUGGCCCUCAUGGGUCAUGAUUUGGCAUGCCACUCGUGAAGCAUGGUCUAGCUACCGGUAUAUUUACCACCAGAAGUUUUUGUAUCAAGACCUCCUGGUUCAAACAGGACGGCCAGUUCUUUUUGAAUACGUCUGAAAAAUUGUGCAGAACUUGAUUGCAAGGCUCGCUCUUCUUGAAGAUGAACUCUUUGUUGGCAGCUUAUUCGAACUCUGAUUCAGAUUCUGAGGUGGAUCCUGCGCAGAGGGAUUCGGAGGCGCGAUCAACAGGAGAGGCAGGAGGAGCAGAAGCAGUAACGUCAGAUGGUCCCGCAGCAAGCCGCUCAUCAUCUCCCUUUGGAGUUGUGAUUGCGGACCAACAGGUACAGAGUGAUGUGCCGUCAACAGAAAGGCAGGCCCAAGUACAAAGUUUACCUGCCGCAGAAGCACUUUUUGUAAUCUCAAGUAGGCAAGAGACGCAGAGCAGAACGCGCUUGCCUGCCCCUUUUGCCAGCAGUCUAGUAAGAGACUUAGGAAAUGCUGGAACUAUUGCUGCCUUUGAAAGCUCCAAACGAUCAGGAAAUGCGCUGGACAAUGGAGGAUUUCAAAGACAAGCAAAAACACCGAAGUUAGGAGGUCUCCCAGCUUCUCGGGCAAGCGUCUCAUCAACUCUUCUUCCACCUCAACUCCGUGGAAGGAGCAACGUGGCUACUGAAGAUUUGGAAAAGAUUUUCGUGAAGCGAGAGAAAAAGUAAUCAAACUCACUUUGGUUCUCAUGUUAAGACUGAUUGGAUGCACUGGCGAUCUGUACGCGGACACCAAGAGCUCGUGCAGAACCCAAGCUAAUGGAAAAGAUCUUAAAGCCGAAGUGCAUCAUGGCUACGGCGUGUGGAAAGAGACCAUCAUGAUUGCAGUGUACAACCAGUGUGUGCAAUAUGGUGUCAGCAUCAGAUAAUGUCAAGAGUUCCUCAAACUUCGAUUUAUACAAGGGCAAUCUUGAUACUAGGAUAGGCCCGUACAGAUCACUUGAGUCAGCCAUGUGUCAAGUAACAUGCGCAC
This is a messenger RNA of Klebsormidium nitens, 1196 nucleotides long. The record is from the annotation of a GenBank genome assembly. Lineage: Eukaryota; Viridiplantae; Streptophyta; Klebsormidiophyceae; Klebsormidiales; Klebsormidiaceae.